ACAAGCGUAACCACUUGAUUUCAUAUAUUACCCUCUACAGGCACGCUGAACUUUGUAGUGCGGUUUCAACCUGAGACUACGUUCGCUUCUGUAAUUCAAGUUGGUGUUUUUACCUUGGCUGGAACGGUGAAGUGCUUGUUACGUGGUUUACGUGUUAUGAAAACAGAAAAAGGCUGAUGUUAUGUUAUUGACAUAAAUUUUUAUUUGUUAUUCGAAUAAGGCGUAAUAACACAGCGCAGACAAGACGAGUGCUCUCCUCUCCGAAGUUUCUGGAAUUCUCGCGUGAAAAUGCCGCAGAGCAACGACCAAGAUGCCGUUACUUCCACAUACAAAGGAGGAGGCUACAGUGGGGCAGCAGGUUCACUGUGGUCCACCGUUAAAAAGGCCUUAGUAAUUUUGACAUCGCUACUAGUGGUCCUCUUGGCUCUACGCAAUACCAUCACAUAUCACCUUCAGCAUUUCUGGGGUGCAUCUGGAAAUUUCUGGCAACUCCAGUGGGACAAAUUUAGAACACUAUUUGGAAACGAUGACUGCAAUGUCCUUGUUUACGGAGGAACACUGGCCACCUAUGCUGUGUACUGGAUAGCUGGCAGUGUUUAUACUUUCAUGGAUGUCACGGGCAUUCCAGCUUUUAUCAGACAGUAUAAAGUGCAGCCUGGCACCAACGAACCUGUUGAAACCAGGAAACUUAUCAAGUGCAUCCUCGUGGUACAGUUGAAUCAACUGGUUGUGGGAGUAGCUUUUUCCCGGCUGGUUUUCUAUCUGGGAAGCCUCCGGGGAUACGACGCCUCGCCCCACCUCCCAACUUUCCACUGGUUCUUGUUCGAGUUAGCUGUGUGCGUCCUCGUUGAAGAAAUUGCCUUUUAUUAUUCUCACAGGUUGUUCCACCACAAGAGUAUUUACAAGCAUUUCCACAAGAUCCACCAUGAAUGGCAAAGCCCCAUUGCCAUCACAGCACUUUAUGCUCAUCCGCUGGAACACAUCCUGUCCAACAUGGCACCAGUCAUAGCAGGUCCACUGAUACUCGGCUCGCACCCUGCAACGUUCCUGUUGUGGUCUUCCCUGGCUGUCUUCAGCACAGUCACUGUUCACAGUGGAUAUCACCUCCCCUUCUCCAUGUCCCCGGAAUUUCAUGAUUUCCAUCACCUGAAAUUCAACCAAUGCUACGGCGUUCUCGGCCUCCUGGAUCACCUCCACGGCACAGAUGAUAAAUUCAGAGCCUCAAGGAACUACAACAGACAUAUGACCAUGCUCUCUCUCACGCCUCCUCGUCAGAUGUUUCCUGAUGAACCGAAUGGUAAAUGCGUUAGAGGAAAACAGGAGUAACACGCAGUCAGCGAACCACAAAAACCUCCAAAAAGGCGACAGAAAAUCCUAAAUAUAGUCCAAAAGGGAAA
This is a messenger RNA of Macrobrachium nipponense, 1397 nucleotides long. RefSeq names its product fatty acid hydroxylase domain-containing protein 2-like. Bases 289 to 1326 code for a protein of 345 amino acids. The transcript is spliced from 7 exons. Gene Ontology annotation, molecular function: C-4 methylsterol oxidase activity; iron ion binding. The record is from RefSeq and is a predicted model, not a curated record. Gene Ontology annotation, cellular component: endoplasmic reticulum membrane. Gene Ontology annotation, biological process: sterol biosynthetic process. Lineage: Eukaryota; Metazoa; Arthropoda; Malacostraca; Decapoda; Palaemonidae.